Protopolystoma xenopodis is the source of this 186-nucleotide messenger RNA. The record is from the annotation of a GenBank genome assembly. NCBI's taxonomy places the organism in Eukaryota, Metazoa, Platyhelminthes, Monogenea, Polystomatidea, Polystomatidae.
AUGAUACUAGAGAAAACGAAACCUAUUCCAUCCCGUUCGUCCUCCUUGUAUGGAAAGCUACUUGAUCACAAGAUAGAUCCAAAUGACCGAUCCCAUGUGCGCAUAAUGAUCGUAAACAGCGAGUUCUAUCGACGUAACGAGGUCAACCUGCCCGGCAAACCUCGAUUUGAUAGCCAGAUCAUCUGA